GAUAUUAACUGGAACUGUAUCGCCACGUGUUGAGAUUUGCGAAUAGGUGAAAUUCGGGUUUAUGUGGAUUUCUGAAAUACGGAUUGUGAUAUUUUCUCACCAUAUUUAAAGUAGCAGAUUCUACUUGAAAUAGUAAGUCACAAAAUGAAAAUCUUACAUUCUUCCCAAACAGUUAAAAUUCCUAAAGGAGUCCAGGUAAAGGUAAAAUCCCGAAUAGUUACUGUUCGCGGACCUCGUGGCGAUAGUAAGCGUAGCUUUCGGCAUGCCCAAGUUGAUAUCGCUCUUCUUGGAAAAGACAAGUUAAGUGUAACAAAAUGGUUCGGAAUUCGUAAAGAAUUGGCAACUGUCCGAACCGUUUGCACUCAUAUUGAAAACAUGAUAAAAGGCGUGACACUUGGCUAUCAGUAUAAAAUGAGAUCAGUGUAUGCUCAUUUUCCCAUCAAUGUCACUACUUCCAAAGAUGGUUCAUUGGUUGAAAUCCGAAAUUUCCUUGGAGAGAAAAUCAUUCGACGUGUUCAAAUGCAACCUGGGGUAACGUGCACGAAUUCCACUCAACAGAAAGAUGAACUUAUCCUGGAAGGCAGUGAAAUCGAAGCAGUAUCAAGAUCAGCAGCUUUAAUCCAUCAGUCAACAUUGGUCAAGAACAAAGAUAUUCGAAAAUUUUUGGAUGGUAUUUAUGUUUCUGAGAAAACUACUGUGGUUAAACCACAACUGUAAUGUAAAACAUUGCCUGAUUAUUUGAUUAAAUUAAUAUUCUAAAUUAAA
This is a messenger RNA of Argiope bruennichi, 765 nucleotides long. RefSeq names its product 60S ribosomal protein L9-like. Gene Ontology annotation, cellular component: cytosolic large ribosomal subunit; ribosome. The record is from RefSeq and is a predicted model, not a curated record. Gene Ontology annotation, biological process: cytoplasmic translation. Lineage: Eukaryota; Metazoa; Arthropoda; Arachnida; Araneae; Araneidae. Gene Ontology annotation, molecular function: rRNA binding; structural constituent of ribosome. Bases 145 to 717 code for a protein of 190 amino acids. The transcript has a single exon.